CUUUUUAGCUCAACAUUAACGAAGGGACAGUAUUUGGUCCUUAAAAGCUAUAAUAUCAGGUCAUUAAAUAGAUCAGUCAAUAAAAUAAAAAAGGCGCCACCUUUUUUCCGCCUCUUUUUUUCAACCCACCCUCCCCCCACCUCAAAAAGAACCCUUACCCUUUCCCUUGAAUCAAAUCACUUUCAUUUUGAAGAAUAAAAGAAACUACUCAUCUGCUCCCCUGCAACUGCUAUCACAUCUAGAUUUAAUUUCUACGAGGAAAGAAAAAAAAGCUCCUCACCUCCGUUGAAUCAACUGCUCAAUAGGGUUCCUUCUCAUCAAGGUAAGGAUGGUUCCAUGACAAAACGUCUUUUUCAUGGACUUGAAGUGGCAAGAUGGUGAGUGGAUAGAUAGUUGUUCGGAGAUGCAACUUCCCACUCGCAGUUCCCAAAAAGGUUGGUUAACUAUCAUUGUUGCACUCGCUAUUUCAGAAAGGCCUCUGGUUCUGACUCUUGGACUUGUACUAUUGUCGCUGCUUCGAGGAAGUUUCCUUGAAGAUAGUGAAGAGCAAUUUGAAGCAGCGGAAAAUAUCGAAGAACAAGUUGAAGUGCAAGAAAAACCUACUUUGUUUCGCUAUGGUUUUAUAAAGAUGAUCGCUUUUGUACAUCACACUUUUAUUUUUAGGAGUAGAAAGAAAAUAAUGUCACACUAUUUGGAUGGGUAUACUGGUAAUAUGGUGCUUUAUUUCUCUGUAAUUAACAAUGAUGUUUUAUAUGAGUAUUGACUAUUUUAUAUGU
Messenger RNA from Lycium ferocissimum, 776 nucleotides. RefSeq lists its product as uncharacterized. The record is from RefSeq and is a predicted model, not a curated record. Bases 356 to 763 code for a protein of 135 amino acids. Lineage: Eukaryota; Viridiplantae; Streptophyta; Magnoliopsida; Solanales; Solanaceae. The transcript has 3 exons.